Messenger RNA from Sardina pilchardus (European sardine), 966 nucleotides. Its product is annotated as odorant receptor 131-2-like. Gene Ontology annotation, cellular component: membrane. Lineage: Eukaryota; Metazoa; Chordata; Actinopteri; Clupeiformes; Clupeidae. The transcript has a single exon. Gene Ontology annotation, molecular function: odorant binding; G protein-coupled receptor activity; olfactory receptor activity. The record is from RefSeq and is a predicted model, not a curated record. Gene Ontology annotation, biological process: detection of chemical stimulus involved in sensory perception of smell; G protein-coupled receptor signaling pathway. Bases 1 to 966 code for a protein of 321 amino acids.
AUGGAUAUUGCUAACCAGUCCAGUGAAGGCUCUGCUCUGGUGCAUCAGCAAAUGUUUAAGGUGGAACUGAAUGAGGGCCCGCUGUCUAAACUUAUUGUGGCCAUUCUCAUGUCCUUGCUGUUCACCUACAUCAACAGCAUCAUGUUUCACACUCUCUUGAGUAAGCCUGUGUUUAGAGAGCUGCCUCGCUACAUCCUCUUUGCCCACAUGCUUUGUAAUGACACAGCUCAGUUACUGGUCUCUCUGUUGCUCUAUGUUUUGUCUAUGAAUGUACAACUGAUUCCGAAGGCUGUAUGUGCACUUAUCAUACUUCUGACAGUGACAACUUUCCGCAACGCUGCAUUGAAUCUGGCUGUGAUGUCGCUUGAGCGUUAUGUGGCUAUUUGUUUUCCACUGAGACACAGUGAGAUGGUGACCCAGAGAGCUGUAGGGAUUUCUAUUGUGUUCAUCUGGUUCUUCAGUUUAAUAAAUAUUUCAAUAGAUAUUAUUUAUGCACUGAUGGAGAAUCCAGCGUCUUUUAAAGAUCCCAUGUUUUGUACUCGACAGAGGUUUUUUUUGUCAUCAUGGCAAAAUGAUGUGUUUCAGGGCUUCAAUUUAUUUUUCUUUGUGACUGUUACAGCCAUUUUAAUAUUCACCUAUGUUAAUGUUGUGGUUGCAGCUCGAUCUGCCUCAGCUGAAAAGGAAUCUGCCAAGAAGGCUCAUAAGACCAUACUGCUUCAUCUUGUUCAGUUAGUGCUCUGUGUUAAUACAUUUAUUUAUGGAACUGUAGAGAGAGCCCUGGCUAUGGCCAGCAGCAGUCGUCUGUUCAUGGACCUGCGAUAUCUGAACUUUCUCUUUGUUCUCAUUCUGCCUCGGUGCCUGAGCCCCCUGAUCUACGGCCUGAGAGACGAUGCUGUACGCCCCUUAUUCCUCUACUAUGUCAGGUGUGGAACCCAAAAGGUCAAACCCUCUGUAACCACACACUAA